AUGAAUGACCUUGUGAACCAAGCUGUCUUUGGUUCUUCCACUCGAAUGUUUGCAGCUGGGGCUGUGAAUUAUACAAACAGCUUUGAGAAGACUCAUGGGUUAAUUCAGUGUACUCCUGAUAUAUCUCAGAAUGACUGCAAUAGAUGCUUAGUUGAAGUUGUUGCUCAUAUCCCAAAUUGUUGCAAUGCAAAGCAAUGUGGGAGAGUUCUCAUGCCCAACUGUAAUUUGAGGUUUGAGCUCAAUGAUCCUUUCUAUGAAUCAAUAGCUGCUCCAACACCUCCAUCACCUCCUUCAACUCCUCCUCCUCUUUCCUCGCCUCCACCGGCAAACAGUACAGUAACACAGGGAAUAUGA
Molecule: messenger RNA, 354 nt
Organism: Telopea speciosissima
Lineage: Eukaryota; Viridiplantae; Streptophyta; Magnoliopsida; Proteales; Proteaceae
Product: cysteine-rich receptor-like protein kinase 25
Exons: 2
Coding region: 1-354 (117 amino acids)
Source: RefSeq, a predicted model, not a curated record